AUGACGUCAGAGCCUGUACAACCCGACUUCUCGCGUGGCAACGGAAUCUUGCCGGCAGUCGCCCAAGAUGCAGAGACCGGCGAGGUGCUGAUGCUGGGCUACAUGAACGCCGAGAGUUACGCCGAGACGCUGGCGACCGGACGGGCCGUGUACUUCAGCCGCAGCCGAAACCGACUGUGGCGAAAAGGGGAAGAGAGCGGCAACAUCCAACAUGUUCGCCACGUGUUCGUCGACUGCGACGCCGACACCAUCUUGUUGCAGGUCGAACAGGUGGGCGGCGCUGCUUGCCACGAAGGCUACCGCAGUUGCUUCUUUCGGGAAGUGACCCCCGAGGGAACCAAGAUCAUCGGCCAACGGGUGUUCGACCCCCAGAAGGAGUUCACGAUGAAUCGCCAUCGAUAUCCGCGUCUGUUUCUAGCUAGCACAGGCUGCCUGGCCCUAAUUCUUAUGGGGAGCGUGGGCUCGCAGACCCUGGCCGAUGAACUGCCCAAGGUCUACGAAGACACGUUCGACGAAGGCCUCGAAGCGUGGGAACCGACCGACGCUAACGCCUGGCGAAUCGACAAGACCGACGAUGGUCCCGUGAUGGCGUUGCAUAAGCAGAGCAAGUACAAACCACCGCACCGCAGCCCGGCGAACAUCGCGCUGAUUUCCGACUUGGUGGUCACCGACUUCGUGCUCGAUGUCGACGUGCAUACCACCACGCGUGACUAUGGCCACCGCGACAUGUGCCUGUUCUUCGGCUACCAGGAUCCGGCGCACUUCUACUACGUGCACUUAGGGCAGAAGACCGACGAUCACGCCAACCAGAUCUUCAUCGUCAACGAUGCCCCGCGAACGAAGAUCUCGACGAAGACCUCUUCCGGCACCCCCUGGGACGACCAGUGGCAUCACGUGCGGCUGGUACGCAAAGUGGACGACGGGCUGAUCGAGGUUUACUUCGACGACAUGGAUACACCAGUGAUGACGGCCACCAACUCGGAGUUCACCACCGGACAAAUCGGUCUAGGCUCCUUUGACGACACAGGCCAAUGGGAUAACCUGCGCAUUCAAGCAGAAGUCGUUGAGUAA
Messenger RNA from Cladocopium goreaui, 1071 nucleotides. The record is from the annotation of a GenBank genome assembly. NCBI's taxonomy places the organism in Eukaryota, Dinophyceae, Suessiales, Symbiodiniaceae.